CGCACGCUAAUGAAGACGGACAGCAGUGCGGGCCAGGCGGCGCCCUUCAGCGGCAGGAGGCAGAGUCUGAUCGAGGAUGCCCGGCGGGAGCGCAGCAGCGUCUCGGCGGGCCUCCCAGGGCCCUCCCGGGUUGUGGAUGGAAACGUGUUUGAGGAAAAGGAGGGCAGAGUGACCCUCAAUGUGCUGUUUGCCCUCAGCAACGAGAAGAAUUCUGGAUUCUUCAAAACGGGAAAAAUAUUUGAGACAUUUGAAGCCAAACUUCUGCAUGUGGAAAGUCGACCAGGGAAGAAGUCGAAGAACAGCACGUCAGACUUAGAGUUCUUCGUCAAGUGUGAAGUCCACAGCUCGGACUUGGACAUCUUCAUCAACUCGCUGAAGAGAGUGGUUGACAACGUCAGGUCCAUCCCGGAGGAAAAAGUCCCCUGGUUUCCUCGACAGAUAAAAGAGCUGGACAGAUGCAACUUGUUGAUAACCAAAUUUGAUCCAGACAUGGACAAGGACCAUCCUGGCUAUGCUGACCCAGAAUACAGGAAGAGACGCGCCUUCAUUUCAGAGCUGGCCUUCAGAUACAAACAAGGCGACCCGCUGCCCGAGGUGGAGUAUACCGCAGAAGAAACAGCUACAUGGAGGGAGGUGUACAAGAAGUUGCGCAGUGUUUACCCCAGUCUGGCCUGCCGGCAGUUCCUGGACGGUUUACAGCAGCUGGAGCGAGAGUGCGGCUACGGAGAGGAGCGCAUCCCUCAGCUCAGAGAUGUCUCUGCCUUCCUCAAAGAGAAGACAGGCUUCCAGCUGCGCCCGGUAGCCGGCCUGCUGUCCGCCAGAGACUUCCUGGCCAGUUUGGCCUUCCGAGUGUUUCAGUGCACGCAGUACAUCCGCCACUCAUCAGCGCCCAUGCAUUCCCCUGAGCCAGACUGCUGUCACGAGCUGCUGGGACAUAUUCCUAUGCUGGCAGACAAGGAGUUUGCCCAGUUUUCCCAGGAGAUUGGACUGGCCUCACUCGGAGCAUCACAAGAAGACAUUGAGAAAUUAUCCACGUUAUACUGGUUCACUGUGGAGUUUGGACUCUGCAAACAGAACGGAACCGUGAAAGCUUACGGCGCCGGCCUCCUCUCAUCUUAUGGAGAGCUUGUUUACGCUCUGUCCAACGAGCCAGAGUACAAACCGUUCAACCCAGAGGAAACUGCCGUGCAGCCAUAUCAGGAUCAAACCUACCAGCCAGUUUACUUUGUCUCUGAAAGCUUUGAGGAGGCCAAGAUUAAACUGAGGAAGUACUCCGCAACGAUCAAGAGGCCCUUUGCAGUGCUCUACGAGCCUAUCACCUGCAGCAUCAACGUUCUGGAUCAGCCCAGCAAGAUUCAAAACGUACUAUGCAGGAUGCGAGAGGACCUGAAGACGCUGCAGGGCGCCUUGGAGAAGCUAAACUCCUCCUGAGGACAUCAAGACAAAAGACUGAACAGGAAUUACACAAAUCUAAAAUAAUUUGUUGCGAGUUGCUUCAAUCCCUCGUCUGUGUCGGUGUAUUGUGUGUUGACUUCAUGUCUUUAACAUGGAAAUCUGGGUUUGAAUCUCCGUUGGGCAUCUCUGUGUGGAGUUUAAAUGUUCUUCCCGUACUCCAGUUUCCUCCCACAUUCCAAUAUGAGUGUCAAAAGAUUGUUUGUCUAUAGGUGCCCUGUGAUUGACUGGCGACCAGUGUAGGGUGUACCCCACUCCCCCCUUGCUCGAAGUCAACUGGGAUAGGCUCCAACAUACCCCCGCGACCCUAGUGAGGAUAAGCGUCAUAGAAGACGGAUGGAUGUCUUUAACAUGCUGGUCGCCAUUUCAUUCCAAAACCGACCAUUUCCUUGUAGAACAUUCUUGGA
Molecule: messenger RNA, 1859 nt
Organism: Dunckerocampus dactyliophorus (ringed pipefish)
Lineage: Eukaryota; Metazoa; Chordata; Actinopteri; Syngnathiformes; Syngnathidae
Gene: th2
Product: tyrosine hydroxylase 2
Exons: 12
Coding region: 10-1431 (473 amino acids)
Biological process (GO): dopamine biosynthetic process from tyrosine
Cellular component (GO): axon; perikaryon; cytoplasm
Molecular function (GO): tyrosine 3-monooxygenase activity; iron ion binding
Source: RefSeq, a predicted model, not a curated record